AUGUCUUCAACCAUUCCUAGUAAGCGUACACGCUUUUCCGAACUUGAACAAACACAACAGCAACAAGACCUUCAGAAUCUCCAACAAAAUUUACAACAAUUUAAUCAACAAUCUCAAUUACGUCAAAUGUAUCAGAGUCCAAAUCAACACCAGCAUCAAUUGACUCCGCUACUGACGGAACAAGAUAUUCACCGCCUUGAAAAAGGGAUUGAUUUAUUAAUCGAUGCUAUAAUUCCAAAUAAAAGUCAACAAGCCAAAGAAGCUGCUACAAUUAUUAUCAAUUCUCUUUCUUCUUUAAAAUGUUAUGAUAAUAUAGUGACACAAAAAAAUGAUUCGCAACAUUCGAACUCAAAUUCGAUUGUAUUAGAUAUGCCAACUCUUAAUGAACCGACGCAAAAUAAAUCAGAAAAGAUCGCGUCUCCAUUGUGUCAAUUGUUAAAUCACACAUACCCAAAUAGUAUCGUGGAAUUGGUUCAUAAACUCUCUAAAAUGUCUUUGAAUCCCUUAGAUUUACCUGUAACUUUAUCCCCCUCAACAAAUAAUACAAAAUCGAUAAGUAAUUCUUUACCGCAGAAAGUACCAUCUUCAAUACCUGCUAUCAAACCCACCAAAAUAUAUCCUCCAUCAAAUGAUUUAUGUCAGCAAUUAAUGCAAGAUUAUUUUAAUCAUUUUAACACCACAAUUCCAAUAUUGGAUCGUCGGAAGUUUAUCGAUCACUGGCGUAAUAAAAAUAACAAACACUCUCAAUUAUUGGUCGCUUCUACUUUAGCUUUGGCUGCCGCAAGGUAUUCAGAUGACCCUUCCAUCCAAAAAACUCAGGAUAAGCCUGGUGGCGUUUUCUUUGAUACUGCAAAGAAACUACUAGAUACGAUGUACGAUAAGCCUCGGUUGGAAACCGUGCAAGCAUUAUUAUUGCUUUCUCACUCAGAGACUAGUUUAUCACGCAUAGAUAGCAGUUUUAUGUUUUUAGGCAUGGCUGUUCAAAUGUCACAUACGUUGCACCUUGGUCGUAACGAUUCUUCUAAUUUGAUACCCGAGGAAGAUGAAGAAAGACGUAGAGUUUUUUACUGUGUUUACUGUUGUGACAGAUGGAUUUCAUUUUUAAUGGGAAAGCCAUACUCGAUCGACAAUAUAAACGUAAACGUUCAAUUACCAUCAUUACCCUCAUUUGAUCCACCAACUCGAAAUUUCUUUAUUUCCUUCAUAAAGCUAUCACAUAUAAUUGGAGAAAUUUGGAAAUUUGGCUAUUCAUCACAACCAAAGGCAGCACAAUCAAAUUGGAUGGGUCAUGCAAUGGAUCAAAAGAGUAUGUUGAGACAAAUCAGAGCUGCAUUAGCAAAAUGGUUGAAGGAAUUACCUGACGAAUUACAAUAUCAAUAUUUGCCAAACACCGAUACUAAAAGCUUAUUCCAAUUGGCAAGGUUCUCUGUUUAUGCAGGAUAUAUUAAUAUUCUGUUUCACACUUGUAUUAUUUUAUUACAUCAACCUUAUUUGACUCAGGCUUAUGAUAAUCCAAAAAUUGAGGCAAACCAAGGUCCAAUUAAAACUUGUCUUACUGCCGCGACCACUAUUACAGAUAUUGCAAAGACAACGAGGCAUUUUGAUAAGAAAGCAUUUUGUAACUUUUUAUUCCCAAUCUAUGGAAUAUUACAAUCUGCUAUAAUGGAAAUGGUCAUCAUGAAUGGUUCUGCUGAGCAUGCUCAAUGUGCAAAGAAAUCUCUAAAUGAUACUUUGGAAGAAUUAAGAUCCGCUGCAGAAAACGCUAAUUAUGGUUCUCUUAAAGAGAUUGUAAAAGAAUUAGAAUGUAUUAUGAUGAUCGCUAAUGGAAAUACUGAUAGUAGUCAUAUUUCAAUUCCAUUUCCUCUGGUUUUACAAAU
Messenger RNA from Funneliformis caledonium, 1877 nucleotides. Lineage: Eukaryota; Fungi; Glomeromycota; Glomeromycetes; Glomerales; Glomeraceae. The record is from the annotation of a GenBank genome assembly.